AUGCGAUUCGCCGAAGUGUUUUCUUCUUCUGUAUCUUCUUCAUCGAACGAUAAUACUUCUUUUAGAAGAAGGUUUAAUAAUGAGAGGAGUAAACAACAGAGAGGAAAAUUGGUAAUCACGAACGUCGCUCGCUCGAAAGGGUUACGCAGACGUUCGAGAGAUGGACCGAAUCGGAGCGGGAAAGUGGCUUUUUUCAUCACCGUGACGAGGAGGAGGAAUAGCAAUAGCGACAGCACAAGCACAGGGAAAGGGAGUAGUUUUAGCAAUGAUAACGGUGGUGGCAAAUAUGGUAAGGAGGACGACGAUGAAAACGCCGAGGACGACAAGAGAUACGACGAAUACGGCGAAUCUCUUUCUUCUUCAUCUUCGUUUACGUCGUCGAAUGAAGAACGCGUGGCGGUCAUCGGCGCGUUGGACGCUUUCGGCGGAUGGGACUCUCGGGAGUGUUUGCAACUCGUCCAAACGCCGAACGAUGCGGAGAAAUGGACCGGGAAGAUUGAUUUAUCCGACGAUGCGGCGUUUAGUAAAACCGAGUUGAAAUUAGUGUUGCUCGAUCAGUUUCAAAAUGUCAUCCAGUGGUCUCCCGGGGAGUCGUUUUACGUCGAGUUGCCGGAGAGAUGCGUGAAAUACGAAAUAACAGUCGAUUGGCCGAUAGACGACGAGAGAUUGACCGCGAGUUCCACGGCGAAAGUGGAAGUAAAAGCGUCGGAGAAUAAAAUUGAAACUGGCGGGGCGUGGUUAGCGUGGGAUGGUCAGAAACCAUCGGCGAAGCAAAUGGAAGGCAUGAACGAGUCCUCGGAGGAAGGAGAGAAGGAAGAAGUCGUCGAGGCGACGAAAGAUGAUGAUGAUGAUGAUGAUGACGACGACGACGACGACACACGAGAAGGAGGGGCAAAAGCGAAAUCAUCAUCAUUAUCAACAGAGAGUCAAGAUGAUGACGACGACGACGACGUUAAUGGCAAAGAUACAGGAGGAGAAGAAGGCGAAGAAGAGGACGCGGCAGCGCUGAGCAACGAUUUAGCGGUUGAGUUAGGCUACAGUCCCGGGUCGCACUUGAGCGGCAUCAAAACAGGAUUAGAAACCGAAAUCGUCUAUUCCGCCGCCGAUCAAUCUCGAGGUCGAGGCGUACAGAUUGGCGUUUUAGAGGAAGGCGAACUCGUCGAAAUUUGGUCCGAACACGGCACGGAAGUUGGUAAAGGCAUGCGCGUCGGAGACGUGUACAUCGGUACGGUCGCGCGAGUUAUGAAAGGCAUGAACGCGCUGCUCGUGGAUUUAACCGGAAAAGGCCCACCGUAUGCUUUAUUGCAAAAAGGUGUCGACUCUCCAGCCAUGGCUUGGAAAACAAAAAUUGAUUGGGUCGAUAGACCGGACGGAACGCACGCGCCGGUAGAAGUCAACAGAGCAAAAGGUUUACUUCGAAAAGCGAGGAAGUUGAAGCUGUUACAAGAGGAGUACGGAGAAGACGCGGUUGCGAAAUGUUCGCAGAAGCAACUGAAAGAGUUGAUGAAGACAUCCGAAUUGAUUAAAGCGUGGGAAGAAAAACAUUUGUUUGAAGAAGAGUAUGACAAAACGAUCAACGGGAGCGCGGAGGACGACGACGACGAGGAGGAGGGUGAGGACGACGACGACGAUGAUUUAUCGACUACAUCAGAAGUUGGCCUGACAAAGAAACGGUGGACGAGCGGCGAAUGGGGCGAUCUAUGGGACGGAAGUGGUGGGCCUUCGCCGAGUAAAGAGAAGAGCUUAUUAAAUCGCGCGCGCACGGCUGCUGAAGAAGCGGCUGCUGAAGAACGGCGAAAGAAUACCUUGGCGUCUGGAUCUUCCGAGUCCUGGCGAGGCGCCGGCGGGCGUUCGCCGGCGUCUGAGAGUCAUUUGACGACUCGUGGUGACGACGAAGAUGAAACUGGUCAGAGCAAAGAAAGAGAUAAAAUACCUCUGCUUUCCUUGGAGCGGUGGCGGUUAGAUUUGUCCGUCAUCAAAAUGGAACUCGCGGCGAUGAAAUCCGUCGAACUCGCGUUGGAAGCACCAACUAACGACGCUUUAGACUUUGAAUCGGACGAAUUCAUGGCGAGUGUAGCUGGGCAAAUGGACGACAUCGAAGUGGACGAAGAAACUGGGGAAAUCACGGAGGAAUGGAUAGAAGAAGACGAUGGGGAGGAUGGCAGGGAAAUCUUAUUCGGCGCGGAAGAAGUCGAAGUCGACGAUAGCGAUGAUUUUGAAGUGAGCGUGGAUGAAGAUGACAAGAAGAGUAACGCCGCGAAACCAAAAACAACGAAGACGUCAAAUGCUAACGGCGAAGAAGAAGAGGAAGACUUUGGCGACGAUCCAGAGGCCGGAAAGAGAGAAAAAAUUCGUAAAAUCCGCGACAAAUUCGGCGUCUCGAAAGAGGACAUUCGGGGCGCUUGCGCCACGAAAUGGGAACAGGGACAACCAAUCGUCGUCCAAGUCACUCGACUCGGUCAAUUCAACAAAGGCCCGCGCGUUUCGGCCCGUCCAACGCUUCCUGGUAGAAAUGUAGUAUUGUGCCCGGAUGGUGAAGGCGUGUACGUUUCUCGCAAACUCAUCGGUCCUGCGCGUAAAUACGUCAAAUCGGUUGGUUUGAGCGUUUGCCCGUCCGAUUCGGCGUUGAUCAUGCGCACCGAAGCCGCUGGCGUCGCGCAGGACGCUUUAGAGCUAGAUAUUAAACGUCUCGUAGACGAUUGGAAUUCAGUGAAGACUACCGCGGAGAAACUGGUGAAACAAUCCUCCAGCCUCCAAAACGACUUUAUGCGAAAGAAAUUUCGCAUGGAUGGACAUUUGAACUUAUCCGCAAAGCAAGCGUAUGAUUACCCAGACUUGGAACCAAGACGAUUAUUGAAUUCGGCGACUAGUGAGCAAGUUUUAGUGCGCGAUUUGUUUGGCGAACGCAUAUCAAAGUUGUACGUGGACACGACGAGUGCGUAUGAGGCAAUUGUGGACGAUCUCACGAGAGCCGGCGCCUCGAAAGAAAUCAUCAAUAGGGUGGUUUUAUUCGCCGCUGGAAGUAGCACGAACAACAACGACGAUAACUAUGGUGGCUCAAGAAAUGCAUUAUUUCAACACCUCGGUAUUGCCAACGCGGUGGAAUCUCUCGACGAAGAAGUCAUAUGGCUCGACCAGACGGAACUUCCCGGCGCACAUUUGGUCAUUCAACGCACGGAAGCGCUGACCGCCAUCGACGUGAACGCCGGUCGAUCAGUCAUGAAAAAGGAAGGCGUGGAUAACGAGGAGCUAGCGCGUCGCGUCAAUAUAGAAGCGGCAAAGACGGUCGCCAAAACGCUGCGUUUGCGCGACAUUGGCGGAUUAGUCAUGAUUGAUUUAAUCGAUAUGGAAGACGAAGGGUCGAGACGCGAAGUCGAAGUCGCGUUUGAAUCCAUCGCAAAAAGAGACCGAGCGCAGUUAACUUUCCUGCCAAUAUCUCCUCUCGGAGUAAUGGAAGUCGCCAGAGAACGCAUGCAAACGCACGGCGACGGAGGUAUGAACAUAAUUGCGGACGAAAAAGGGAUGCCGAUUGAAUCCGACGAUUACUACACCCCUCGAGAUAACCGAUUUUCCCCUAAUAAUAACAACAGGAGGGUCGGAGGAGGAGGAUAUUACAACCGUCAACAACACUCCAUGAGCGCGAGAAACGAAAACUACAAUCAAAGAGGAAUCGAUGGAAAUGGCCCAAGUAUCAACAGACCUCCGCGUCGAUACGGUAACAACAACAACGCUUCGAACGGGUACGAUGCUAACUAUAAUAAUAAUAAUAAUAACGACCGCGACUUCAGAAACGAGGAUUCUUCUUCACGCCGACGACGAGUCGUGAGAAGAAAUUUUUACGAUAGCGAAGGUGGAAGAGGAAAUUCGAACGCGCCACCCUGGAUCGAUGGCAGUGUCAGCAGUGGCAGAGGACGAGGACGAGGAUCCUCGCCCGGACGAGGAGGCAGAGGCAGAGGAGGCGGACGAAAUAGCAAUAGCAAUUAG
This is a messenger RNA of Bathycoccus prasinos, 3984 nucleotides long. Its product is annotated as ribonuclease E. Gene Ontology annotation, biological process: rRNA processing. Gene Ontology annotation, cellular component: cytoplasm. Lineage: Eukaryota; Viridiplantae; Chlorophyta; Mamiellophyceae; Mamiellales; Bathycoccaceae. The transcript has a single exon. Gene Ontology annotation, molecular function: RNA nuclease activity; starch binding; RNA binding. The coding region runs from base 1 to 3984 and encodes 1327 amino acids. The record is from RefSeq and is a predicted model, not a curated record.